Molecule: messenger RNA, 975 nt
Organism: Cetraspora pellucida
Lineage: Eukaryota; Fungi; Glomeromycota; Glomeromycetes; Diversisporales; Gigasporaceae
Source: the annotation of a GenBank genome assembly
AUGACAAACUUUUUUAGAUGGCUUGUAAUGAGGAAGGGAUGGGGUUAUCCUUAUUGUCUUAACAUAAGAGAUUCUAUCGUAUGGUCAGUAAUCCCUGCCGUCUUUUUUUCAGCAAUUAUUGCCACUAUUGUAUGUUAUUUGUAUAUUUUUUGUGGUUUUAGAUUAAUCACUUUAGAUAGCACAGUAGUUAAUACUAUUUCUGCCUUACUCGGUUUUUUAUUGGCUUUGCAUGCAAGCCAUACUUUUGAGAGAUACUUUGAAGGUCGAAAAGCAUUUCAGGAUACAUGUGGUUUGAUUAGAACUGCCUUCCGUAUUACUUGGACCAAUAUGGAUAGAGUUUCUAACAAAGAGAAAGUUGUAUUGAUGAAGUUAUGGCUCGCCUUCGUAGUUGCUACAAUACAUAGUUUAAGAUCUGAAAGUGGUAUCGACUCAAAAGAGAUUAAAGGACUUCUUCCCAGAGACUUUCACCUUCAAAAAGUAGUUCAAAUAUCUGAAAUAACUCCAUCAUCUAAAAUAAAUCCAUGUAUGGAUUUACCACUUGAGAUAAUAGCUUAUUUAAACCUAUAUUAUAGUAAAAAAUUUUCUGAAAAGGAGUUUGAUGGUAUAUCGUUUGGCAUAAUUUCUGAAGCACUAAAUGAUUUAACUCGAUUUUUGGGCAAUAUGCAUACCAUUAGUGAUGCACCAAUUCCUUUUCCAUAUCAGAUUCACAUGAAACAGUCUUUAAAUAUAUAUAUCUGCUUUCUUUCACUUGCACUUGUUGAAAGCAUGGGUUGGGCUACGAUUCCAAUUGUCGCAAUAAUUGCUUUUAUAUUGUUUGGUCUUGAAACUCUCGGAAACGAGAUUGCAAAUCCAUUUGGUGAUGAUGAAAGUGACUUACCAUUAGAAGAAUUUUGCGAUAAUUUAGAAUCUGAGAUGGAUUAUUAUAUAAAGAAUAUUCCAACAAAUAUAAAUAAUAUAAAUUUAUCUGACUCCUAG